This is a messenger RNA of Penicillium waksmanii, 768 nucleotides long. RefSeq names its product actin-related protein 2/3 complex subunit 2. Gene Ontology annotation, cellular component: actin cytoskeleton; Arp2/3 protein complex. Bases 1 to 768 code for a protein of 255 amino acids. Lineage: Eukaryota; Fungi; Ascomycota; Eurotiomycetes; Eurotiales; Aspergillaceae. The transcript is spliced from 3 exons. Gene Ontology annotation, molecular function: actin filament binding; structural constituent of cytoskeleton. The record is from RefSeq and is a predicted model, not a curated record. Gene Ontology annotation, biological process: Arp2/3 complex-mediated actin nucleation; actin filament polymerization.
AUGCUUCUCUUGGACUAUCAAAACGUUCUGAUCCAAUCCCUCCUAACGGAGCGUGCUCCCCCGGCGUCGAUUGACCAAGUGGUCUCCGACUUUGACGGAGUGACCUUCCACCUCUCGACCCCCGAGUCUAAGACCAAGAUCCUUAUUUCCAUCCAUGUCAAGUGUUACAAGGAGCUUGUUCAGUAUGGCGCCCAACAGGUGCUGGAGCGGGAAUACGGCCCCUACAUCGUGACCCCGGAGCCCGGGUAUGAUUUCUCAGUACAAGUCGACCUGGAGAACCUCCCUGCCGAGGAAGAAGCCCGGGAGGAGUUGAUCAUGAAGCUCGCCCUGAUGAAGCGCAACGCCAUGGCUGCUCCCUUUGAGCGGGCGUUCGAUGAGUUCACCAAACUCGCGGAGGAGGCGUCGCAAUACACAUCAGAGUCGGCUCCACAAGGUGUCAAAGAAGGUGGAGAUGUUAUGGCGAUUCACUAUCGCGAGGAAGAGGCUAUCUAUAUCAAGGCUAGUUGGGAUCGCGUUACGGUGAUCUUUAGCACUGUUUUCCGCGAAGAGACAGACCGAAUCUUCGGCAAGGUCUUCCUGCAGGAAUUCGUUGACGCCCGACGCCGUGUGGUGACCCUACAGAAUGCGCCCCAGGUGCUUUUCCGCAGUGACCCGCCACUUGAGUUGGAAGGUGUUCCUGGGUUGAAGAACACUGGCGAGGGCGAGAUUAGCUACGUCACUUUCGGUAUGGCCUUUCACCUGAACACCCCGGCACAUCGCCUGCGAUAG